Messenger RNA from Racocetra persica, 308 nucleotides. NCBI's taxonomy places the organism in Eukaryota, Fungi, Glomeromycota, Glomeromycetes, Diversisporales, Gigasporaceae. The record is from the annotation of a GenBank genome assembly.
AAAAGGAAGAAUUAUUGAAACAAAUCCAAGUCUUAAAAUCCCAAAAUAAUCAAACUGAGUUAGCCAAAGAAUUCAAUAAUUUAAAACAAUUGGUUCAGCAAUUAGAACAAGAAGUUAAUAAGUUAAAAACAGAAGUUCAAGAACUCAAAAAAGAAAAUGAUAAUAGUCCGGAAUUUCGGGCUUAUCUUAACCAAAAAGAAAAUGAAUUACAGAAUAAGCAAUCUAAAUUAGAGCAAUUAAGAGGCAUUAGUGAGGUUGGUGCCACACCAAAAUCAGAAACUAAUUCUAAUAACUUCCCGACUAGUUGA